This is a messenger RNA of Setaria italica (foxtail millet), 917 nucleotides long. Its product is annotated as embryonic protein DC-8. The transcript has a single exon. Lineage: Eukaryota; Viridiplantae; Streptophyta; Magnoliopsida; Poales; Poaceae. The coding region runs from base 94 to 681 and encodes 195 amino acids. The record is from RefSeq and is a predicted model, not a curated record.
GCCGCCGUGCUCCUCCACUUCGCACCAGCUUACCAGCAAAGCAAACAAAAACCCACUCGAACGACGAUCAGUUCUGAAAGCCAGCUCGGCACCAUGGCGUCGAUGCAGAAGAGCCACCAGGAGCGCGCCCAGUCCGCGGCGCAGAAGGCCGCCGCCGAGCUCCACGCCGCGAGGCGGGACCAGGUCCGCGACGAGGCGCCCGCCAGCCCCCGCGCCGGCGGCGGCGGCGGCAUCCUGAGCAGCGUGCAGGACAGCGCGCGCUCCGUCAUGGGCGCCGUCCAGGACACCUUCUCCAGCGGCGACGGCGGCCGGGGCAGCGGUACCAAUACCGGCACCACCCGCGACAGCGCCGCCGGAGACACGAUGGCCACCGCGGGGGACUACGCAGAGGAAGGCAAGGCCAAGGCGAGGGGCGUGGCGGACGCGGCCAUGGGUAAGGCCGCCGAGACGAAGGACGCGGCGGCGGACAGGGCGAGGGGCGCCAUGGACGCGGCGGCGGACAGGGCCGAGGGCGCCAAGGAGUACGCGGCGGACAAGACGAAGCUGCGCGGCGAGGAGUCGGAGGAGGACGUGAUGAUGCGGGUGAAGGCGGCGGACCAGAUGACGGGUCAGGCGUUCAACGACGUCGGCAUGAUGGGGGAGGAGGGCACCGGCAUGCCACGGCGGCGGCGCUCUGGGUGAUAGCCUGAGAAAUACUCGGAACAGGCGAGGGGGGCCGCCGGAGAUGACCUGGCCGGCGGUGCGUGCUUCUCGUGUAUCCAACUACGCUACGAAAAUAAGGAGACGAUGUCGCGUCUCGAUCUCUUCUGUUCCAUGAAGUUUAUACAGCUUAUUAACUUGCAACAAGAAUUACUUCGAUCUUUUAUCUCUAUACUCACGUGUAUGUACAAUAACCAAAUAAAUUUUGAUGAGGAUUC